UGUUAUCGAUUAUUUGCCCAGCGAGCGUCGCGAGAAGCCAGAUGGUACUUUUAUUUUGAAAGGUUCUUGUCUUCUUGGACAGUUACGGUACCGGUGUGGUCCGACAGCACGCGCUGUGGACCACCACCAGCUGAUUGAACAGCCGCGGGAUUCGAUCUGUGAUUACUGGCGACAGAUGGAGGAACGAGUCUUCGAACCCAAACUGGUUCUGGUCUUCAGCGGGAAACGGAAGUCCGGAAAAGAUUAUGUGACGGACCUGAUAAAGGGGCGGUUGGGGUCGGACACGUGCUGCGUCCUGCGUCUGUCCGGACCUCUCAAACAACAGUAUGCUGAGGAGCACGGACUGGAUCUGGACCAGCUGCUGGGCCCUGGUCCUUAUAAGGAGCGGUUCCGGGCCGAUAUGAUUGGCUGGGGAGAAACUCGACGACGGCGUGACCCUGGAUUCUUCUGUCGCCUAGCAACCAGAGGAGCAUGGCAACCAGUCUGGGUGGUGAGUGAUGCGCGGCGCCUGUCAGACCUUCAGUGGUUCCUCUCAGAGUUUCCUCAACAAACUCGAAGUGUCAGAGUUCAAAGUUCAGAGGACACCAGGAAGAAGAGGGGGUGGAGCUUCACUGCAGAUGUUGAUGACGCAGAGUCAGAGUGUGGGUUGGACAGUGGCAUUGAAUUUGAUUGGAUAAUCAGCAAUGAGGCCGACGCCCCCUCAUUAGAUGAGCAGCUGCAGCCAAUCCUGAGGCUGGCUGAGGAAGCCGCUUCGUCAGCAAUCACUGCCAAUCACUGCACCUGACCAGACCCCAGCAGGUUUCCUGCGAGGAGCACGGUCACGGAGUCGUGGUCACGUGACACUUUAUGAUGUGAACCUGCUCCGGGCGUAGUUUGAUGUAAAAACUGUCAAGUCAGCUGGUUCUCACAAACACACACACAAAGCCGUAAGUGUGAUACAAUAAAAUGUUUUCAAAGGAAAAAGUAUUUUCAUUUUUUAUUCCAUUAUGUUUUAAUGCAGAAAUUAAAUGUAAGUGCAACUUUUCCUGUGAUUUAUUAAACUGAUGAGAACCUGA
Messenger RNA from Platichthys flesus (European flounder), 1055 nucleotides. RefSeq names its product phosphomevalonate kinase (gene pmvk). The record is from RefSeq and is a predicted model, not a curated record. Bases 176 to 784 code for a protein of 202 amino acids. Lineage: Eukaryota; Metazoa; Chordata; Actinopteri; Pleuronectiformes; Pleuronectidae. Gene Ontology annotation, biological process: isopentenyl diphosphate biosynthetic process, mevalonate pathway; cholesterol biosynthetic process. Gene Ontology annotation, molecular function: phosphomevalonate kinase activity. Gene Ontology annotation, cellular component: cytoplasm. The transcript is spliced from 5 exons.